AUGGCUAAUGAUAGAGAAACCGAACCAGAUUUUAUAGCAUUUCUACGACAAAUACCUGAAUUUCGUGGGUUUCCUAUCGAUAAAAUUCCACAUGAUAGUCCACAUAUUUGUCAAGUGGUUUAUUAUCGUGCGGGUACAUUAAUGAGUAAAGACUCCAAUGAAGACGAAUGGAUUUAUGUUAUUCGUACAGGUUCUUGCCGAGUUAUCAAAGCACUAACACAAGUUACACCAAAAUUAAUAACAAAAAAAAAGCCUAAACUUAUUUAUGAUAAUUUUGGCACAAAACGUGCUUCACAAUAUAGUAUGGAAGCAUUGGGCACAUUUAAUACAGUAAAAACUAAAACAAAAAUACACUAA
Molecule: messenger RNA, 357 nt
Organism: Rotaria sp. Silwood2
Lineage: Eukaryota; Metazoa; Rotifera; Eurotatoria; Philodinida; Philodinidae
Source: the annotation of a GenBank genome assembly